This is a messenger RNA of Hibiscus syriacus, 4999 nucleotides long. Its product is annotated as putative disease resistance protein RGA1. Gene Ontology annotation, biological process: defense response to other organism. NCBI's taxonomy places the organism in Eukaryota, Viridiplantae, Streptophyta, Magnoliopsida, Malvales, Malvaceae. The transcript is spliced from 2 exons. The record is from RefSeq and is a predicted model, not a curated record. The coding region runs from base 51 to 4298 and encodes 1415 amino acids. Gene Ontology annotation, molecular function: ADP binding.
CAGUGUCAAAUUACGGUGCUUUUAGCUUAAUCUUUUUUUUUUUUCUGUUAAUGGAAGUUCUAGCGGCUUCUCUGGGCGACGCCGUCGUCUCUGCUUUGUUUCGUUCGCUGGUAGACUUCAUCUCCUCGCACCACUUCGUGAAAUUUGCACACAAAGAUAAAUUUUCAUCGGAGCUCGAGAAAUGGAAAAAGCUGCUGCUCAAUAUCAAUGCUUUGCUCGAAGAUGCAGAAGAAAAGCAAACAACGAGCCGCUCAGUGAAGCUGUGGCUCAGCGAGUUAAGAGACAUUGCUUAUGAUGCCGAUGAUAUCAUCGACGAGCUCGCCACUGAAGCUCUUCGCCGUCAAAUGAUGGGAGAACAGAACCCCUCUUCCCCCACUAACAAGGUGAAGAGAUAUAUUUCGACUUGUUGUCUUAGUUGUAAUCCUUCAAAAACGGUUAAGUUUAGCACCAAAAUGGCAUCCAGAUUAAAGGGUCUUACUGUUAGAUUGGAAGAGGCUGUUGCAAUGAAGAAUGAUUUGAGAUUGGUAGAGAAUGAUAGAGGGAGGGAUGAAAGGAUGAGGGAGAGGCUAAGAACCAGUUCUCUUGUCGAUGAGUCUCGUGUUUACGGCAGGGAAAGGGAUAAAGAGGCUGUUCUUGAUUUGUUGAUGAACGAUUGUGAUGAUGGUGUUACUGAUAUUGGUGUAGUUUCCAUUGUGGGUAUGGGUGGUGUGGGUAAAACCACUCUAGCUCAGUUAGUGUACAAUGAUGCCAAAGUUGAAAGCUUCUUUGAUUUGAGAAUCUGGGUUUGUGUAUCUGAAGAAUUUGAUGUUGCUAAGGUGACUGCCACGGUGCUUCAGGCUGUUACUUUGGAGAGUUGCGAUUUAAAUGAUCUGAACUUACUCCAAGUUAGAGUGAAGGAGAAGUUGUUGGGAAAGAAAAGUUUAGUUGUUUUAGAUGAUGUUUGGAAUGAGAACUAUGAUAAAUGGGAAAUUCUUUGUAGGCCCUUCAUCGCGGGGGAAGCUGGAAGCAGAAUACUUGUGACAACUCGAAAUGAAGGUGUUGCAUCGAUCAUGGCUACUUGUGGGACUUAUCAUUUGAAAGAAUUGACAGAUGAUGAUUGUUUCUCAUUGUUUGCCCGGCAUGCCCUUGGGACUUCAGAUUUCGAAGAACACCCGAACCUAAAAGUAAUUGGAGAGGAAAUAGUGAGGAAGUGCAAAGGGUUGCCUUUGGCGGCCAAGACCCUUGGAGGACUCCUGCGUACUAAAGGGAACCGUCAAGAAUGGGAAGAUAUAUUAAAGAGCAAGAUGUGGGACUUGCCUGAAGAAAGAAGCGGCAUCCUUCCAGCCCUAAGAUUGAGCUACCAUCACCUUCCUUUCCAUUUGAAGCGAUGUUUUUCUUAUUGUGCUUUAUUUCCAAAGGAUUAUGAAUUUGAGAAGGAUGAAUUGGUUUUGUUGUGGAUGGCAGAGGGUUUCUUUCAACAGGCGAAAGGAAAGAGGCAAAUGAAGGAUAUAGGAACUGAAUAUUUUAAUGAUUUGUGGACAAGAUCUUUUUUCCAACAGUCAACUAGAAACAAAGCUCGUUAUGUGAUGCAUGAUCUCAUAAAUGACCUAGCUCAAUUUGUUUCCAGAGAAACAUGCUUCAAUUUCGAUGGAGACGAAUUAUAUGCAAGAGUUGAAAAGUUUCGUCAUUUUUCAUUCCUCCGUCACCCGUUUGACAUUCCAAAAAGAUUUGAAAUUUUGUUUCAGAUGAAAAGUUUAAGAACUUUCUUAGCAUUACCAAUUCAAACAUUGCCUUUGGCAGCGAAUUCCUAUUUAAGUAACAAAGUCUUACAAGAGUUGCUGCCAAGGUUAAGUCAUUUAAGGGUUUUGUGUCUGAGUGGUUAUUGCAUUGAUGAGCUACCUCAUCAAAUUGGUGGUUUGAUUCAACUAAGGUACUUUAAUUUAUCUCACACCAGAAUCAAAUCAUUGCCUGAUUCUUUGGGUUCUCUUAUCAACUUGCAGACAUUGAUAUUGCAUGGGUGCAAGAACCUUAUUAAGUUUCCUCAAGCAAUUGGGAACCUGCUUAAUCUUCAUGUUCUUGAUCUUACUGAUACCGAUAAUUUGGCUGAGAUGCCUAUGCAUAUCGGUAAUCUGAAAGAUCUACAGAUUUUGUCCAAAUUCGUUGUGCCGAAGGAUGGGAGGCCUAACAUUGGAGAAUUGAAGGACUUGUUGCAUUUGCGAAAGGAGCUUUCUAUUUGUGGACUUGAAAAUGUGGUUGAUACUCGAGAUGCUAGGGAGUGCAUUCUGAAAGAUAAGCAGGGGCUUGACAGCUUAGAGUUGCAAUGGAGUCAAGAGUUCAUUGAUGCUGGAAAUAGUGAAAAUGCAAUGCCUGUUUUCAGCAUGCUACAACCUCAUGAAAAUCUCAAAAAAAUUAGAAUUGUGUUUUAUGGUGGUACAAAAUUUCCAUCCUGGUUUGGUGGUCCUUCAUUGGCUAAUAUUGUGGAUAUAGACCUCUCGAACUGUAGAAACAUUACGUCCCUUCCAGCACUUGGGAGACUACCAUCUCUGAAGAUGAUGUCAAUUGAAGGCAUGAAUGGGGUCAAAAAAUUAGAUUUUGAGUUUUACGGAGGUAGCCUACCUACUUUUAAGCCUUUUCCUGUUUUGGAAGUUCUACAAUUUCAGAAUAUGUUGGAAUGGAAACAUUGGUAUUAUCCUAACGAAGCUAAUAAAGGAGAUGGAGAAUUCCCUAAUCUACGUGAGGUUAUGAUUCAUAAUUGUCCAAAGUUGCAUCAGCUACCCAGAUACCUGCCUUCUCUACUGAAGCUUACAGUCAAAGGAUGCCCGAACAUGGCUGAUUCAGUCAUGAGCUUCCUAUCUAUUCAUGAACUAAAUAUUGAAGAUUGCAAUAAAAUGGUUCCAGUGAGACUGGUUGACCUUACCUCUCUAACUACACUGAGAGUCAGGAGUCUGCCAUACCUUACCUGCCUUCCAGAUGUGUUUGAACAGUUUCCAGGAGCACUAAAGCAUCUUUCCAUUUCCAAUUGCAUUGGAUUGACAUCCUUGUGGCAGAAGGUUACUGAAUGUGAGGCUGUUGUUUCUAUUGAGCCUGUAAAGAUUAAUGGAAGUUCUCCCUCUUUAUCACUAGCUGGAAAUGAAAGAAAUCAAGGGCAUAAUAAGAUGUAUUUCCCCGUGUCUCUUGAACGAUUGCAUAUCGAAUCAUGCCCAAAAUUUGUAUCCUUUUCAGAGACAGCUUUCUUGUCCAGACUUCAGCAUCUGAAGCUCCGAGAUUGUCCUGCGCUUAAGAGCCUGCCUAUUUGGAUAAUCAGUGGAUGUCUUCUUGAAGACUUGGAAAUUGAAGAAUGUCCUUUACUCACAUGCUUUCCAAGAGAGAAUUUACCUCCUAAAUUAAAAAGGUUAAAAGUCCAAGGGUGCAUCAACCUAUGUUUUCUACCUGAGGGAUUGAUGCAUGCUGACAACAACAAAUAUACAUCUUAUCUUGAGAAAUUGGAGAUCAUCAGAUGCCCAUCUCUCCGUUACUUUCCAGAAGGUAAAUUACCAACUACCCUUAAAGUGCUUAAGAUUUGGGAUUGCUUGAAGCUGGAAACCCUUUCUGAUAGGAUGCUGCCUAACAAUGCAUCACUUGAAUAUAUUGAUAUUUGGAAGUGUUCAACUCUAAUAAGCCUUCCAGAGUCACUAUGCAAGCUCAUGUCGCUGGUAGAAUUAAAUAUAAGCAAUUGUCAAAAUCUGAAAUGCUUCCCAGAGAUGGGUUUCCUCCUUCCCAACCUUAGAACUUUAAAUAUCUGCAACUGUGUGGAGCUCAAGUCUCUACCUGAUCAGAUGUCAAAUCUCACUUCCCUUCAAUAUUUAACAAUUUGUGAUUGUCCGAGUCUUCUUUCUUUUCCUAGAGGGGGUUUGCCUCCUAAUCUAUUGUCACUUGAGAUCUGGUAUUGUAAAGAACUCAAGGAACCAGUAUCAGAAUGGAACCUACACACAUUAAUCUCUCUUCAAGAUUUCAGCAUUGCUGGUGGACCAGAGAUGGUUUCCUUUCCAGAUGAAAAGUGUCUGCUUCCUGCAACUAUAGUUUCCAUAUAUAUAGCAAAACUCCAUAAUCUAGAAUCCCUGACCAAGGGGCUUCAAAAUCUACCCUCACUUGAAGAACUAGAGGUUGUCGGAUGUCCUAAGCUUCAACGUUUGCCAAAGGAAGGAUUGCCUGCAACACUUGGAAGACUUUGUAUCAGGAACUGUCCACUUCUGGAAAAUCUAUGUUCAAGAGAUAAGGGGGAAUAUUGGCCAUUGAUAUCCCACAUACCCUGUGUUGAGAUAGAAGCUACAGAGAUUUAGUGUCCUUUGGCAGAUCAGCUUGUGUUUUCUUUGGGAGAAGUGAGAACUGCACAGGGAUGUCAUCCCCUUUAUUUCUUUGGUAAAUUUCUUCAGGUGCCAUCAAUUUUCAUCAGCUUAGUAUUAGAAAAUCAUUUUAGCAAUAACGAUUCCACUUUCUCACUUGCUUCGUAGAGGGAAAUGGAAAAGAAGCAUGUUACAUCAAAAAAGGUUCCAGCCAUCAAUCAGUCAACUAAGGAGCUUUGUGGAUAAUGUUAGUAAAGACUGAAUCAUCUGUCAUUGACAACAGGUUGUGUGAUCUUGCUCAUUAUUUAAGCUGUUUAUAGUGAGUCAAGAGAAAGUUAUACAGCUGAUGCAUUCACAUUUUUUGGAUUCCUUGCAGAGAAGGGGCUAUCUUGCCAUAUGCCGCUCGCUAGGGCUCUAGUCAUGCCUACGAAUUUUUUUGCCUUGUGUAUCUUGAUUGUUUAUAUUAUGUCUGGUUAGAGCUUCCUAUAGGACUAGUGACUUGAGUUAAAGUUUGUCUGUAAACGAGGAUUGUGUUUAGGGUGUUGACAUGUGACCCAAAGCCUAGGUGUCUUGCAUUUUGUGGAGGUCAAUGAGACCUUUAACUAAACUUGAUCAAUUUGACUUUUUAUUGUGUACCAAUUGCCAACUUGUCAUUUUUUUUAUUUUAUUGAUUAAUAUGGUUGAACUUUACAUAACAU